This is a messenger RNA of Zasmidium cellare ATCC 36951, 1050 nucleotides long. RefSeq lists its product as uncharacterized. NCBI's taxonomy places the organism in Eukaryota, Fungi, Ascomycota, Dothideomycetes, Mycosphaerellales, Mycosphaerellaceae. The record is from RefSeq and is a predicted model, not a curated record. Bases 1 to 1050 code for a protein of 349 amino acids. The transcript has a single exon.
AUGCCCAGUACGGCCCAAUCUGACGAUGUACUACGCGCCGUGAUGAUCCUGUGCGGGUACGACACGGCAAGCGAUACGCCACUGGCCUUUGCUCAUCAAUCUGCUCACAUCCAUGGAUGCGCAGCCCUACUCGGUGCUCGAGGUGCUGACCAAAUGCGUACUAGCCACGGUCGUGUACUGUUCAUACAGGCAUGCGUGAACGUAGUAUCUUAUUGCUUGCGGACGUGCUCACGCAUUCCAAGCGUCAUUCAUCGACUGACUGACUUGAGCACCCCAUAUUUUGAUGAGUAUAGUCGAUCGAUCUGGGUAGCCCACAAGGUGCGACUGAAAGUCACCGACUGCUAUUGCGAAUACAGCAACAACAACAUCAAUGUCGACGAGGCCGUCCAAGGUAUGCUGGACCUCGAUUCGGAGCUGGCUGUCUUGAUCGAACGAAAGUGCUGGAAUGUCGCAUACAAUCUUCCUGCUUCGGAGCGACUGCCGCCAAAGUCGCCGACUCAAGCGUGGCACACGUUCCAAGACCAAAACAUAUACCAUGCUCUUUGUGCAUAUCGAAUCAUGGUGCAUCUUCUGAUCCGGAAUAUUGCACGUUCUCUUCCUCCUGCUUCUGCAAAUUGGGCGGCGCAGCUCAAGACUUCCCUGGCCACAAUCAACGAGUAUCAAAACUUGAUAUUGAUUAACACGCCUCGUCGAGUUUCAUGCGCACUGGAACUCUACAAGGCCAGCCAGGCACAGACACAGAUUGAGUCGCAAGCAUUCGACGUUCUGUCUCCACCUCUCGGAAUUUCGCAUGCAGAGGCUGCAAUGGCGAAUGUCGCCAUGGCGGAGACGCUGUCCAGUAACAAAGUUGUUCUAUCGGGGAAGCGCGAACCGGCCAUACUUCGUUUGUCUCGUGGGUACGGUUUGAUCUGGCAACUCAUGCUCGUCGGCGUCACUGCUGAGCCCAAGUCCGAUGUCAGAGUCCGUGCGGUCGAUUUAUUGCGGUCCACAGGCAACGAUCUAGCGAUUCCUCAAGCAACUAUCCUGGCCGAAAGGUUGGAAGAAAUUUGA